Messenger RNA from Eucalyptus grandis, 5046 nucleotides. Its product is annotated as protein TIME FOR COFFEE. Bases 337 to 5046 code for a protein of 1569 amino acids. NCBI's taxonomy places the organism in Eukaryota, Viridiplantae, Streptophyta, Magnoliopsida, Myrtales, Myrtaceae. The record is from RefSeq and is a predicted model, not a curated record. Gene Ontology annotation, cellular component: nucleus. The transcript is spliced from 12 exons. Gene Ontology annotation, biological process: regulation of circadian rhythm.
AGGGAGGAGAGAGAAGGCAGAGAGGAGAGAGAAGGGCGAGGGGGUUAGAGAGAGAAAGUAAAGAGAGAGAGAGAGUAGAAGAAGAAGAAGAAGAAGAAGAUAAGCGAAGGAGGUGCGAGAUCUUUCAAUCGAGCUUCUUCUGCACAGCGAAAGAUCUCCCUGGCGUCGAUUCAGUGGUCCUCCGGCGGAGAUACUUUGCUCGGAAUCUGCUGAUUCCGGCGGCGGCGGCGGCGGUUCGGUUCCCCGGCGAAUUAUGCUCCGGCGCCGGCGAUGAGAUAAGGUUCUCAUAUCCUGGUGCACAUCGGCCGAUUCGAGGAGGAAGGGAGCGCGGAAUCCAUGGACAGGAGCAGGGAGGCCAGGAGAGCUACUAUGGCGGCUUCUAAUGGCCUGUCCAGGCGGAGGCACAGGACCGGUCUCCGAGACUCGCCAGAGGAAGACGGACCGGCGGAGCUCGCGGAGACGGCGAGGCUGAGAGAUCGAGGGAGCAGCGGGAAGAAGGACCGGGACCGGGAUCGGGAUCGGGAGCGCGGGGAGCGGGAGAGGGAUCGGUUCUCGCGGAGCGGGAAGCGGAGGAGGGGCGACCGGCUGAUGCUGAACAGGGAGGACGGGGGCGAGGAGAGCUCGGAGGAGAGUGUGAACGACGAGGACGAGGAGGACGAGGAGGACGGGAGCGGGAGCGGGCACCACGUGAGGCUGCUCCCGCCGUCGGCCCAGGCUAACUCGCUCUCGUCCUCUUCCGUGGCCGCAGGUCUGAACAACAACCACAACAGCCGCCGGAGCUUCCCCCCGGCGUCGAAGGUCUUCCGGACGGCGCCGUGGAAAGCGGCCGAUGAGAUGAUCGGCGUCUCGGUGCCAAGGAAGGCUCGGUCAGCUUCGACGAAGAGGACCCCCGAGUGGGUUUCAGCCAGCGGUCAUUUGGUUGGUGGCGACCAAAUCCUCCGGCAGCCUUCAACCUCCCCUGUGAGGCCGAGUCUCGCAGCUACGACGGCCUCUCCAGUGAGGCCACUUUCGCCUUUUUCUUCGAAUGCCCCGGUCCGAAAGAAGUUGAAGCCGAACGGACCAAAGCAGAAACCACCGAAGUCGUCCUCAAAGUCGGCAUCUUCAGCUCAAGAUGAAAUCGAGAUCGAGAUUGCGGAGGUCUUGUACGGAAUGAUGAGGCAGCCUCAGGGUCCUUCGAAGAUUGAAGCCUUGGGAGUCGAUUUGGCGAAGUUCGAUUCGAGGGAAGAGAAUAACUCCACUGGAGAUGCCAAGUCCCGAAUUUCAUCUCCCACCUCGAACUCUCAAUCUGGCGCUCCACUAUCGUCAUCGGCGUUACCCCAAAACUCUGGUUCAUCUGCCCCUCCCUUGACUGCUAGCGCACCCAAGAGGAAAAAGCCUCGCCCGAUGAAGUACGAGGAUGAAACGCCACCCAUGUUUCCGGUUAGGAGUAGCCCCAUCUCCUCAACCAAGGCUGAAAUCGACCAGAAGGCAAAGAUCGAAGCCGCCUCACCAAAUAUGGAGAAAGCACUGGGAUUCGCAGCGGAAGAAAAUGGUGCUUCCGUUGAUUUGGCCAAAUCUCAACCCGCUCCGGCUUCGCUGGAGAACCAAUCGGAGCCGAUGAAGCUGGAAGGCUACCCGGCGCCGGAUUCCAAGCUUCCGACCGAAGAAUCGGAGAGCAGAGACGCAGCUGCGGCUAAGGAGGAGCCUCCGAACUCCGGAAUUCCUGAGAUUGAGAAGCAGCGAGAAGAGAAGUUUCAGAUAGAUCUGAUGGCUCCUCCUCCGUCGAGAUCAUCUCCAGAAAGGGAUGGUGAUACUGAUUUUCCAGCAGUAGAUCCGAAGUCUGUGGUGUCAAAUAUGAGAGCUGACAUGAAGCCCUCGGUGAAAGAUGAUGAGAAGACUACGACCAAGGUCGGAAAGGAAGAAGCAGUAAAUGUGGAAGCGGAGGCAGCAGCGAAAGCGAUGGCUGCAGAUGCUGAAUCGCAGAAGCCGGCUGUUCAUAAGGUGAAGAAUAUCGAUCUCCAGCUUGAUUUGGAGAAGACAGAUGGAGGAGCGGGCAAUGCGAGUGUUAACAAGAUUAAUCAGCCUGUCCACAAGCAGCAGCAACAGCAGUCUCUUGCUGAGAAAUCUGCUCAAACCCCCAAUUCUUUACCUUUCUCAAUGUCCGUACCUGGAUGGCCUGGCGGGCUUCCACCCAUGGGAUACAUGGGGCCAUUAGGAGGGGUUGUCUCGAUGGAUGGGACUGCUGUUGCUUCUGCUGCAAUCCAGCCACCGCAGUUGCUUUUCGGUCAGUCCCGUCUGAAAAGGUGCGCCACCCAUUGCUACAUUGCUCGGACUAUUAGUAUUCACCAGCAAUUCGCAAGGAUGAAUCAUCCCUUCUGGCCAGCAGCUGCUGGUUCAGCUUCGCUUUAUGGGGCCAAGCCCUGCAAUCUCAAUGUGGUUCCAUCUCCUGAGUUGCAUGGAAAUUCAACGUCCGCUAGAAACAUGAAUAUGAAUGUGCAUCCGGACAAGGGUCAAAAUCUUGCCAUCUUUCCCAGUAAAGAGAAGGCAUCUCAGUCUGCAAGUAGUGUUGAUGCUCCUCAAAGAAAGCAAAUUUUGCUCCAGCAAACUAUGCCUCCUGGAACACCUAACAAUAUUCUGCAUCCUGCUUUCAUCAUCCCUCUGGGCCACCAGCCGCACCAGCAACAUGCGGCAGCAGCCGCCGCUUCAGUCCGACCCGGACCUGCAAAGUCCCCAAAUGUAGGUGGCACGGCUUCAGCUGGCGCCACCACAUCCGCCUCAAGUAGCAGCUCUGCUGCAGCUGCAGCUACAGCAAUGAGCUUCAACUAUGCAAAUAUGCCUGGAGGUGAUACUCAGUACUUGGCGAUUUUGCAGAAUAAUGCAUAUCCAUUUCCCGUGCCAACUCAUGUUGGGGCUGCGCCACCUUUCCGAGGGUCCCAUGCUCAGGCGAUGCCCUUCUUCAAUGGACAAUUCUACUCUCCUCAAAUGAUCCACCCUUCCCAGCUCCAGCAGCAAUCGCCUGUUCAAUUACCACAGUCGCAACCAGGUCAUCAUAACACUAGCAUUUCCAGUAGUUCCUCAUCAACCCAGAAGCACUUGCAAAAUCAGCAGCAGAGACCGCACAACAGUAAUGGAAACUUGCCUGGCUAUCCUUCAGCUAAAACCACCCAGCAAUCACAGCAACUGCAGCUGCAGCACAAUCAACAUGCGCCUCAUCAAGUUCGUGCCCUGGAAUCUGAGGGUGGUGAAGAUAGUCCUUCAACAGCUGAUAGUCGAGUUGCACGAGCUAACAUGAGCAUCUACGGUCAGAAUUUUACUAUGCCCAUAACUACUGGGAACUUUGCUCUGAUGACCCCUGCUCAUCUGGGUGCAGCCAAUGGCACUGGCAACACUCCUGGUGACAAGAAGCAGCAGCAGCAGCAGCUGCUUCCACAACAGCCGGGUCCAAAAUCUGGAAUGGAGUCAUUGCCAUCUCAGGCUUUUGCGAUGUCAUUCUCCUCCAUUAAUAGUUCAGCGUCUCCACAUGGCCUUGACAUAAUGGCGCAUAAUCAUGCCAUUCUCCAGAGCCUCCCUGAAGCCAACAGGCAAAAUUAUCAGUUCAUGGCUGCUGCUGCAGCUGCACAAGCUGCACAAGCUGCACAGCAGAAGAAGAAUCACCGGGCCUCUGAUGAAGGUAAAACAGGAGGUAAUGAUGCUUCCAAUGAAGAUGAAAGAAAGCCAUCUGCUGGGAAGACUUCGGCAACAAUGACGCAAUCUAUUGCAUUUUCUCGGCCCGAACUGGCUGAUACUUCAGUUUCCGCGUUACCUGGCAGUAAUGUCGUUGAUAGUUCUGCGCGAACCCUAAACCUUGGCUCUGCUUCUUCUCGAACUUCUGGUUCAGUAAUACCAACUGUCGUGAGUACCCUUAGUGGACCCACUUCCCAGCAGCAACUUCAGCGGAAUCAACAGCAGCAGAUGAUGCAACUCCAGAAGCAGCAGCAGUAUGCUGUAAAUGCAGCAGCUCGGAGCAAGUCUCCUGUCACUAGCAACGGAAGUGUGUAUGGUGAUCAUCUUCCUCCAUCUUCUGCGGCUGCCUCCAAAUUUCCCAGUUCUCUGUCUUCAUUUCCCCAGAAUCUGAUUCAAACAAGUUCCAAUCAAAGUCAGUCUACGCAAUGGAAGGGUUCAAUUCGUCCAGCUACAUCUCAAGUUCCAUCUUCUCUCACCACCACCUCCACGUCAUCCCUUAAAAAUCUUCCACAACAGCAGGGCCGAACACCACAAGGCCAGACACACAUUUCCUUCGCAGCCACCUCCAAAUCCCCUAGUACCUUACAGGGUCAACAAAUCCCUAGUAGUAAUCAAUCUCCAUCUUCUCCAGUGGUGGUUGGAUCACCAACCACUUCUUCAAUGUCUAAAAGCGCUGGUGGAAGCCCAAGGACUGCCACUUCAUCCUCUACGGGUAACAAAUCUGCACAAGCUUCCUCAUUGCAAGCACAAGUGAAAAACCCCUCAUCGGUGCCUACUCGCAAGUCAUCGCCUGUUGGCACGGGAAAUGCACCGUCCAUCUUGGGGAACUCGCAGGUGACAUCUUCCUCGAGUGGAGGAACCAAACAUCAGCAACAGCUUCCGAAGCAGCAAUUGCCGCAGCAACAGCUUUUCUUUUCUAAUCAUCAUCAUCAUCCUCCUCCUUUUAUGCAAAUGCAAGCUCCUCAUUCAACGAAUUCACCAUCCUCAACAAUGUCUGGUCCUAAUGCCUAUUAUCAUCAGAGAAGACCACCUGACCAACAGUCCAAGUCCCAGCAACUGCAAGGCUCAGGAGCAACUUCCUCAUCGGGGAUGUUGUCGCUUUGUACCUCCGUCACGCUUGCUAAUGCUAGUACUUGUGAUCCUGUAAAAGCUGUUGCCGCGAGUAACCUGAAGGGAGGAGGUGGAUUGCCCUCACAGAAUAUUCUCCAUGCUGCUCAGUUCACUGUUGCGCAGUCAUCCGGCAGUCCACAUCAGCUCGUCCCAGCUGGGUUCUCAUAUAUUCAUCCUGUUCCAAGUACGGUGCAGGUGAAACCAGCCGAACAAAAGCAGCCUGCUGGUGAGUAG